AUGGCAGAAAAUCCUGAUGUUCCCAACGAGAAAAAGGCCUUUGUGCCGCUAGAAAAUAACCCCGAGGUGAUGUCACAUCUUGUCCACCAACUCGGUCUCCCAACAACAUUUGGCUUCACAGACGUCUACUCCAUCGAUGAACCCGAUCUCCUCGCCUUUGUACCGCGCCCCGCCCACGCUUUACUCCUUGUGUUCCCCGUCUCCAAAACAUAUGAAGACUCGCGCAUCGCUGAAGAUACUCCGCUACCCGAAUACGACGGCACUGGACCGGGCGAGCCUGUUCUCUGGUUCAAGCAAACCAUCCGCAACGCAUGCGGUCUUAUCGGUUUGUUACAUGCAGUCAGUAACGGCGAAGUACGAAACAAUGUUCUUCCAGGCUCCGAUCUAGAUAAUCUGCUACGUGAAGCCGAGCCGUUGAAACCGCUUGAACGGGCGGAUUUGUUGUAUUAUAGUAAAGCUCUGGAAGCCGCGCAUGCCGAUGCCGCAAAGUUAGGUGAUACCACUGCACCAGAUGCUGAGGAUCAAGUUGAUUUACACUUCGUUGCGUUUGUGAAGGGGAGGGAUGGUGACCUUUGGGAGAUGGAUGGACGUCGAAAGGGACCUUUGAAGAGGGGACAUCUUGGGCCGGAUGAGGAUGUGCUUAGUGAGACUGCUUUGGAACUGGGUCCGAAACGGUUCUUGAAGAAGGAAGCGGAGGGUGGGAAGGGUGAUUUGAGGUUUAGCCUGGUCAGCUUGGGGCCUGUUUUUGAUUGA
This is a messenger RNA of Talaromyces stipitatus ATCC 10500, 753 nucleotides long. Its product is annotated as ubiquitin C-terminal hydrolase L3. The record is from RefSeq and is a predicted model, not a curated record. Lineage: Eukaryota; Fungi; Ascomycota; Eurotiomycetes; Eurotiales; Trichocomaceae. Gene Ontology annotation, biological process: protein deubiquitination; ubiquitin-dependent protein catabolic process. Gene Ontology annotation, cellular component: cytoplasm. The transcript is spliced from 2 exons. Bases 1 to 753 code for a protein of 250 amino acids. Gene Ontology annotation, molecular function: cysteine-type deubiquitinase activity.